AUGUUCCCAUAUGUUGAGAGCUAUGAUGGCUAUGCCGUUCGUCAACUCAUGAUAGACAAUGUGGAUAUUCUUGGAUAUCUCAGUUUUAUCUAUCUUGCCUUUGUAUGGAAAGGACCCGCAUUGGUCCGGCGAUUGAAUGGGGAAUCCAUGCGGAUCAGUUCCUCACCAUUAUUAACAUUUCUCUUUAUUGUGUGGAAUUUCAUUCUUUCCUCAUUUUCCUUUUUUGGUAUGAUUGUGGUGGUCCCAGCAUUAGUUCAGAAUGCCUAUCAUAAAGGAUUUAUGCAUGCCAUUUGUGAUAAGAAUGAUAAUAUGAUUUAUUCUUCUUAUGUUGGUUUUUGGAUUGGUAUGUUUGUCCUUUCAAAGGUACCGGAAUUGGUGGAUACGAUAUUAUUAAUUUUACAAGGGAAACAACCUCCAUUUCUUCAUUGGUAUCAUCAUGUUACGGUAUUAGUUUUCUCUUGGCAUACGUAUUAUGAUGGAGUCAGUACAAUGAUUAUCUUUGCUGCUAUGAAUUUAACCGUUCAUUUCAUUAUGUACUUUUACUUUGCCAUGUGUGCAUGUGGAUUUAAAAAGACAAUGCGUAAAGUUGCCCCACUUAUCACAAUGAUGCAAAUUUUACAAAUGGUGGUGGGAACAGGAGUAACUGGGUAUUCUCUUUACAGUGUAUAUCUAAUCCCAGCAGAAGCAGAGAGUGGGCAGAGGUGUCAUGUAUCCAAAUCCAGUGCUCGUAUGGGAUUUCUCAUGUAUGUGAGUUAUCUAUAUCUCUUCUCAGUGAUGUUUGUGAAUUCCUACUUGACACCAAAGAAGCGAACAGCAGGGACAGGGGCAGUGCUGGAUAAUGGAAAGGCAAAGAUGGCGUAA
This is a messenger RNA of Trypanosoma theileri, 861 nucleotides long. Its product is annotated as fatty acid elongase. Gene Ontology annotation, biological process: fatty acid elongation, monounsaturated fatty acid; very long-chain fatty acid biosynthetic process; fatty acid elongation, saturated fatty acid. Lineage: Eukaryota; Euglenozoa; Kinetoplastea; Trypanosomatida; Trypanosomatidae. Gene Ontology annotation, cellular component: endoplasmic reticulum membrane. Gene Ontology annotation, molecular function: fatty acid elongase activity. The transcript has a single exon. Bases 1 to 861 code for a protein of 286 amino acids. The record is from RefSeq and is a predicted model, not a curated record.